This is a messenger RNA of Agelaius phoeniceus (red-winged blackbird), 1661 nucleotides long. It is a transcript of the gene OLA1, whose product is annotated as Obg like ATPase 1. Gene Ontology annotation, cellular component: cytoplasm. Gene Ontology annotation, molecular function: GTP binding; ATP hydrolysis activity; ATP binding. NCBI's taxonomy places the organism in Eukaryota, Metazoa, Chordata, Aves, Passeriformes, Icteridae. The record is from RefSeq and is a predicted model, not a curated record.
CGUGCGAGGGGCCCCUGGCGCUGUUGCUCCGAGGCGGCUCCGCGCCGAGAUGCCCCCGAAAAAGGGAGGCGACGGGGUUAAGUCGCACCCGAUUAUCGGAAGGUUCGGGACGUCCCUGAAGAUCGGCAUCGUCGGGCUGCCGAACGUGGGGAAAUCAACGUUUUUCAAUGUGUUAACAAAGAGUCAAGCGGCAGCUGAAAAUUUUCCUUUCUGUACUAUUGAUCCGAAUGAGAGUCGAGUGCCUGUGCCAGAUGACAGAUUUGACUUCCUAUGCCAGUAUCACAAACCUCCAAGCAAAAUUCCGGCAUUUCUGAAUGUGGUGGAUAUUGCUGGCCUUGUGAAGGGAGCCCACACUGGACAAGGCUUAGGAAAUUCCUUCUUGUCUCACAUUAACGCCUGUGAUGGGAUCUUUCAUCUGAUGCGAGCAUUUGAAGAUGAUGAUAUCACUCAUGUUGAAGGAAGUGUAGAUCCUGUUCGUGACAUCGAAAUUAUACAUGAAGAACUUAGACUGAAGGAUGAGGAGUUGAUCAUGCAGAGCAUAGAUAAGCUUGAAAAAGUAGCUGUAAGAGGAGGAGACAAGAAAUUAAAACCUGAAUAUGACGUAAUGUGCAAAAUCAAGACAUGGGUAAUAGAUGAAAAGAAAGCUGUCCGCUUCUAUCAUGAUUGGAAUGACAAAGAGAUCGAUGUUUUGAACAAACAUUUGUUUUUUACUUCAAAACCGAUGAUCUACUUGGUUAAUCUGUCUGAAAAAGACUACAUUAGAAAGAAAAACAAGUGGUUGAUAAAAAUUAAAGAGUGGGUGGACAAGCACGACCCGGGAGCUUUGGUUAUUCCUUUUAGUGGGGCCUUGGAACUCAAGUUGCAAGAUAUGAGUGCUGAGGAGAAACAGAAGUAUCUGGAAGAGAACAUGACACAAAGUGCUUUAGCAAAGAUCAUUAAGGCUGGAUAUGCAGCACUCCAACUAGAAUACUUUUUCACUGCAGGCCCAGAUGAAGUGCGUGCAUGGACCAUCAGGAAAGGGACGAAGGCUCCUCAGGCAGCAGGGAAGAUUCACACAGAUUUUGAAAAGGGAUUCAUUAUGGCUGAAGUAAUGAAAUAUGAAGAUUUUAAAGAAGGAGGUUCAGAGGCUGCUGUCAAGGCUGCUGGAAAAUACAGACAACAAGGCAGAAAUUACGUAGUGGAGGAUGGAGAUAUUAUCUUCUUUAAAUUUAAUACACCUCAACAACCCAAGAAGAAAUGAAUACCAGAUUUGUUUGCUCAGAAAUGAACUGUGCUGCUUCAAAAAGCAUAUGAAUUUUUAUUUGGAAUUGGAAUAUGUGGAAACAAAAAGCAUACACUUUCUACCUAGGGAACCUCCCUUCCCCCCCAGUGAAAUUAUUCUUGUUUGUUUUGAAUUAAAAUAUGGCACCUCCAGCAAACAUGCAAGUUCACUAAAUGUGAACAGCUUUGCAUUUCAAACGAUUAAGACCCUACUCCAAAUUGUAGAAGCUUUUCGGGAACCAUAUUACUCUCAUGAUACUUCAUUAAUCUCCAUCAUGUAUGCCAAGCCUGACACGUUUGACAGUGAGGACAAUGUGGCUUGCUCCUUUUUGAAUCUACAGAUAAUGCAUGUUUUACAGUACUCCAGAUGUCUACACUCAAUAAAACAUUUGACAAAACCA